CAAGUCGUCAGAGGGAAUUGCAACAGAGAACAGGCUAAUGGCGGCGGUCCUCCGAUGUAAACUUUAAUAGAAACAGCUUACGAUUCCUUAUAGAUUUGUUGGAGUAGUGAUAUGUCUUCGGGGAUGACAGGACAAACGCCCUGCCUAACCAGCCGUUGGGACCAGCCGGCCCAGCCCAAACAGAAUGUGGAUGUGCAGCAGCAGAGGAGCAUUAGAAAUGCACCUCUCCCUGUUUCGUUAUCAGAAGUCAACUCUGUUGGAUCAACCAGCACAGUCGGCCAGCCACAGGGAAUGGGGGAAAAUCCUCCACCUCAAGGAGGAGUUGAGAUGGCAGCAGCAAUGGCUGCUAAAAUUAAUGCCAUGUUGAUGGCUAAAGGGAAGCUUUUGACUCCUCCACCCUUACUUGCAAAGGCACCUUCAAGUAUUCAAACACCAACCACAGUGGAAGAGAUGGUGGUCACUGAGGUUGACAUAAAUGAUGUUCCAAUAAAUUGCAGAGACCUUCUUACUAAAGGCAAAACACAAGAAGAGAUUCGGCAGUUUAGCGGAGCUGUUGUGUCAACAAAAGGUCAUUAUAUGAGUGACAUUGUUAAGGAAAGUGGAGCAGGACAAAGACCUUUGUAUUUGCAUGUCCAAGGAAAGACUCAAGAGGAGGUCAACAAGGCUGUGAUAAGGAUAAAGGAGAUCAUCUCUGAGGAUGUUUUGCGGGCCUCUGCAGCAUCAGGGGGACAGCAGGUUCCCAUAAUGCCGCCUCUCACACUCUACCCUCAGCCUCCUCGACCUGUCGUUGCCACUCCCGUGCCACGGACCACCAACGCAGUGCCAGUCCAGGGACAUAGACCCGCUGCUCCUCACACGGGGAGUUUUGUGCACACAAAGAUUUUUGUGGGUCUGGACCAAGCGUUGACUUCAUUUAAUGUAAAGGAAAAGGUCGAGGGCCCAGGGGGUUCCUAUCUGAGUCACAUCCAAACCGAGACCGGUGCUCGAGUCUUCCUGCGAGGGAAGGGCUCUGGUUACAUUGAACAAGCAUCAAAGCGAGAGUCCUUUGAGCCUCUUUAUGUCUACGUCAGCCACCCGAACGCAGCCGGAUUGGAGUCUGCAAAGAAACUCACCGAGAGUCUGCUGGAAACCGUGAAAACUGAACACGCCCGAACAGUGUCGGCCUACACAGCUACAGGCUCAACGCAGCCUUAUGCAGCUCAAGGAUUUCCAUCUAAUAGCAAUUACCCUAACCAGGGGUCCUGGUAUAACUACCCAGCAAAUGGGUAUGCUGGCGGCUAUGCAGCGUAUCCAGGAGCUGGUGGUUAUUGGAGUAAUGCAAAAGGUCCCCCAAGUUCUAACAUGCCCACAAACCCUCCAUCUUCCCAGGCAAUGAUUCAGUAUCCAGUGUGUCCCAGGAAACCACACCCCUAUCUUGUCCAGGACCCAAGCAGCAGUGAGACAGUGGAGCCUGAAGGAUUUUUAAACACCCCCCUUGACUCAGGAAGUCCCAAACAUCUCCAAGAGGGGGCUAAGGAUGAACAGCCUUCCCGCUGUUCCUCAGAGGGUCCGGCUCAUCUGGAGUCCACCCUUCCUGCACCCAGCACGGGCGAGGACAAAGUGGUCGAUAGGUUUCUGAUGCCGCCACCUCCCCCGUCCUUUGUGGCUCCGGCUCCCGUCGCCCGCAAAAGGCCGAGAGACGCUCCGGCGGAGGACCCGGCCAGCCUGCCCCGCAGCACCGCCUCACUGGACGUUCCGGAGGACGCGUGCCCAAAGAAGACUAAAGUGAGCGUAGACGCUUCAAGGCUUGUGCCCUACGGUGGGGAUUCCUCUGAUGAAGAGGAGGAGAGGACACGCAGCAGUAAGACAGAAAACUCAUAA
Molecule: messenger RNA, 1860 nt
Organism: Menidia menidia (Atlantic silverside)
Lineage: Eukaryota; Metazoa; Chordata; Actinopteri; Atheriniformes; Atherinopsidae
Source: the annotation of a GenBank genome assembly